This is a messenger RNA of Prorocentrum cordatum, 1762 nucleotides long. NCBI's taxonomy places the organism in Eukaryota, Dinophyceae, Prorocentrales, Prorocentraceae. The record is from the annotation of a GenBank genome assembly.
AGCCAUUUUGGCUCAAGCCUGGCUCGGGCGCGCGGCGGCGGGCGCUUGGGCAUGAUGGCGCGGGCGGGGACGCUGGGCAGCGUUCCUGGUGCUGCGCGCGCUUGCCUCGGCGAGCCGGGGCGGACGCGCGCGGAGCGUUCUGCGGCUCGGAGGCGGGCGCUCGAGGCAGCGGGCAACGGAGUGAAGGCGGCGCUCGCGGAGGCAGCAGUCCUGCGCAGCGAGCUGGAGGCCGUUCGGCGGUGCUUCGCGCCCUGCGCGGGCGACGCUGAGCUGGCCGACCGCCUGGAGGCGAUCGUGCCCGCGCUGACGGCCUUGCUGCGGGGAGUGGCCCCCGAGCAGGAGGAUGCAGUGCGGAGGAAUGUGGCUCUCCACGCCGACGCCCCUGGGGUCAGGGUUGCGUCGGCGUGUGGCCUCACCCUGCGGCGGCUCCAGCGGUCCGCCAGGCUGGAGGCGAGGCGAGAGCGCAAGAUCGAGCGCCACGUUGAGAUUUGCGAGGCGGAGGCGCUGCCGCAGCUUGGCCGAGUUGUGGCCCUGCGCACGGCGUUGCGGUCGGCUCCGAGGCCCUUCGCCCCAGCUGGGAUUGACCCCGUUGCCGGCGGCGGCGGCGCCCAGGUGAUGCAGGCCCAGAUCGACGUCGAUGAGUGCGACGAGGCGCAGCAGCAGCUUAAAAUGGAGUUCGAGCUGGCUGGGCGCGCCAGCGUUGGGCGUGGCGCCCGCAUCGGCGAUUGCUACGUGCCCUCCCCUCUCUUCCCUGGGGUGUCGGAGGUUGACUGCGAGGUGGACUUCGUGCAGGCCGCGGGCGCUAUGGCGGCGCCGCCGCGCGCUGCUGGCGAGUGCUCCGACUCCGACGGCGUGAUCCUCGACGGCGAGGCCGACGUGGCCACCGCUUGCUCGGUUGGGGGGCCGCCAGCUGCAGAACCUGCUGGACGCGUUGCUGCCGCCGCCGCCGCGUACCUCGACGCCUUCCCGCAGGCCCUCUUCCGUGGGGGCGGCGGCGCCAGGGCUCGAGGCGAGGUCGCGGCUCGUGAUUGGUGGCGUGCGAGAGCGGCCGUCGCCCGCGCUUGGCUCACGGCUGAUUCCGCGACGGUGCAGGCGCCCUCGGAUGAAGGAGCGAGCGUUGGAGGCAUUGCAGGCGGGGCGCCGCUGCCUCCAGGCUUGGAAUCGAGGAGUGGUUGGAGCAGCGUGGUUGGUGCUCCUUGUGAGACGUCUUUUCCUUGCGUGUUCGGAAUGCCUUCUGGGUGAUGGUUCGCCUUGCACGUCUGUUCCCCAUUGGAGGUGGGGGGCUGUGGUUGUUGAGUGGGUUAUGUCUCCUGCAUUUGAAUGUGCACGUGGUGUAUUUGCAAUGCAAUUGAGCUUGGGUUGUGAUCAUGCGUAGCUUCUGUUCUCGCAGUGCUUGCAUGAUUGGCUUGGGCGGGUUGGGGACCAGAACCAGUGGCUGUGCCGUCCGCCUUCCCUGGCCGCCCACUGCAGGUGUUUUACGUGGACAUAUGCAUGGGCCUCCAUGCGGAGGACGUGUCGGCAACGCGCCGAUAUGCAGACGCUGUUGUGAUCACACACUUCCUGAGGGCUUGUGGCGCUCUCGCUCUUUACGCGCCACUCAACGCGCGGGGCCAGGCGGCCAUCUUUCCAGACCAGGGGUCGUGUCUCUGGACUCGGCUUUUUUUCGGGGCGCGGGCCCCGUCUGGCCCUGUCUGCGUUUCUGGCCACCACUUGCCUUGAAGGCCCCGUACACAGAAGCACCAGGCGCGCAGCAGAACACACC